UUCCCGGCGGGUGGAUAGAGACGCCCGCAGAUUUUAGUCGCGCACAGUCGUACAUUGGUACUCGAGGAGACGAGAAUGCACACCCGAGCCCAGCAGCGAGUGCCCCAGCGACACGAAACGCUUGACGGAGGAGCGAGAAAAGGCAAUGUCGAAAGAGACGAAGAAGAAGAACUUCACUCUGCCGUUCCACAAGCAGGUAAUCGCCUGCACAUCCCGUCAGGCAAAAGUCAUGCUUGGUGAUCCGCAAUCAUUGUUUGGUAAAUGGGGCGGUGUUCUCUUCCAAGCUCUCAUUAUUGGCUCACUUUUCUACGACUUGCCCAAGACCGCAGCCGGAGUGUUCCCCCGUGGCGGUGUCUUGUUUUAUACGUUGCUUUUGAACGCGCUGCUCGCCCUUGCAGAGUUGACGUCGACUUUCGAAUCACGACCGGUUCAUCUCAAACACAAAAGCUUCUCAUUCUACCGACCUUCCGCUUAUGCUAUUGCUCAAGUGUUGAUCGACAUCCCACAGGUAUUGGUCCAGGUGUUUAUCUUUGACAUUGUCGUAUAUUUUAUGGCGGGUCUCCAGCGCACCGCUUCCCAGUUCUUCAUCUCGUUGCUGUUCUUGUGGAUCAUAACCAUGACGAUGUACUCAUUCUUCUGAGCGAUUGGUUCCUUGGUAGGCUCGCUGGACGUGGCAACGAGAAUCACAGGUGUAGCGAUCCAGGCUCUGGUUGUCUAUACCGGAUACCUCAUACCACCAAGCAAAAUGCAUGCGUGGUUUUCUUGGAUUCGAUGCGCCAACCCUGUUCAAUACGGCUUUGAAGCG
This is a messenger RNA of Paraphaeosphaeria sporulosa, 805 nucleotides long. RefSeq names its product ABC-2 type transporter. The transcript has a single exon. Gene Ontology annotation, molecular function: ABC-type transporter activity. NCBI's taxonomy places the organism in Eukaryota, Fungi, Ascomycota, Dothideomycetes, Pleosporales, Didymosphaeriaceae. The record is from RefSeq and is a predicted model, not a curated record. The coding region runs from base 146 to 640 and encodes 164 amino acids. Gene Ontology annotation, cellular component: membrane.